Alosa alosa (allis shad) is the source of this 2183-nucleotide messenger RNA. RefSeq lists its product as uncharacterized. Gene Ontology annotation, molecular function: oxidoreductase activity, acting on paired donors, with incorporation or reduction of molecular oxygen, reduced ascorbate as one donor, and incorporation of one atom of oxygen. The coding region runs from base 34 to 2088 and encodes 684 amino acids. NCBI's taxonomy places the organism in Eukaryota, Metazoa, Chordata, Actinopteri, Clupeiformes, Clupeidae. The record is from RefSeq and is a predicted model, not a curated record. The transcript is spliced from 12 exons.
AGGAAGUCUGGUGUAUAACGGUACUUUUGCACCAUGACAGAAAUUUGUCUGAUAAUCGCGUUUGUAUUUUGUUUGUUUAUUAACGCGUGUUUAACAGGAUUUCAAAUACAGGCAUAUUCAUCGUCUAAACUGAGACUUUCCCAUAAUCUAGACGAGGAAAGGCGGAAUUUGGAGCCGUUAAUUCAAACCAUCCACUUGAAAUAUCAAAGAAAACAUAAUGACAUUACAGGUUUUGAACCGGGAGACAAUGCAGCUCCAUUUCAGAUUAAGACAUUGGAUGGGGAAUUUAAUUAUCCCGUGCAAAAGAAAUCGUCCGUGGUUAUCCACGCCUUCACUAACAAGUCGGCUUUCUUGGAGUGCUUGUGGUCCUCAAACGCCUCACUGACCGACUUGGUCGAGUACCUGCCCGAAAACACUCAUGCAUUGUUUUUAUCUCUGGAUGACUCUGCUGCUGAAGACGCGCUUUGGAUGAGGGAGCAGGUCUAUCACAUUGCCUCGGCCUCUCACAGGGGGAAAGAUGUCCUCUCCAGAUUACAUUUUUCACCCGUCCCUGUUUUUGCGUUGGGCAACUGGAUCCCGAAGGUCCUGUAUUCCUGGGGUUGCAGUGGACACAACUGCGGCUUGGCUCAAGCUGUGUUCACUUCCAUAGCAUGGAAUAUACCGGUGAUCGCCAAGCGACUGAACGCCAGGUAUGAUUGGUUGAACGGCCACUGGGACCAGAAACCAUACCGACUGAGGGAUGGAGGUGAUGGUUGUUCACCCGCUUCCUCAGUUGCAGGUGCCGUUGCAUGGGUUACUGAUAGCGGUUGUUCAUUUUUCACCAAGGUGAAGAACAUGGCAGCCUCUAAAGCAGUGGGAGUUCUGGUAUAUGCUUCAACUGGGCAUCCAAUCAAAGACAUGGACUGUAUUGGAGAGGAAUGCUACACUGCGCUAGGAAUACCUGCUGCCAUGGUGCACUUAGAGGCAUCUGUUGACAACAUCCUUCGAGCUGGGAAAGAAGUGAACGUGUCUUUCCAAACCACUCCCUCUCCCAAUUUCUUCUUUGGAAUCGACCAGCAGGGGGUGCUGUGUGAGACGGGCUGGCUCCUCUACCCCACUUUCAGAUUCCUCAGCUGGCAGGCCCAGUGGUUUGAAUACCAGGAGGGCUUGAGGGAACACCUAGAGAGGCCAGCUACAGUCGUGCCUGUGUUUGACCGCGUCCAGAUGCAGGGGGAACAUGGGGCUCAAGCCACGGUGGACCUCCCCACAGGUGGGCUGGACUACAACGUGCUGGAGCUGGAUGCCUCCCUGUCCUGUCCCGGCCGAAGGGAUGAAACAUGUGCUCACUGGGACCACACCGUGCAGCUGUUUGUGUGCUGUGACCACUUCAGCCCGUACUGCAACAUGGAGCUGGGACGCUGGAUCAGCGCAUUCCGCAGAGGAAUUGGUCGUUGGAUUACUGAUGUGUCUCCGCUCAUGCCCUUGUUGAAUAAUGGGAGAUGUACGUUCACCAUGAAGACUGUGCCCUGGGCCAUGCCCUGGGUCGUGACCCUCAACCUUCGCUUCAGUCAAAGCAAUCAGUCAGCUAUUUUAAUCAAAGAAACCGGCAAUGUUGAAAGGCUUCAGCCAUUCAAAUUGACAUCACUGUUUGAUGGAGGCACAUUUGACAAAGGCUACAAUAAGAGAUUCCAGCCACUGAAGUUUACCAUCCCAACCUCAACCAAGAAGGUUGAGCUGUAUGCCGUCAUCACUGGCCAUGGUAGCGAUGAGUAUGGCUGUGGAGAGUUCUGUGUAACCUCGCACCAUUUCCUGGUCAAUGGCAUCUACAAUAAUACCCGCAUUUUCGACUCUGCAGGAAGCGCCCUUGGUUGUGCCCUCCGCGUGGCAGAGGGGGCUGUGCCAAAUGAGCAUGGCACCUGGCUCUACGGGCGCGGGGGCUGGUGCGACGGACUGCAGGUCAACCCAUGGAGGGUUGACCUCACUAAUCAGCUUGAUUGGAGUGGAGCCAACAGUAUCCACUACUUCGGUUUAUAUGAAGGAAUGGACCCCAAUCCGUCCAGCAACCCUGGCUACAUUGUCAUGUGUUCAUAUCUUGUGUUCUACAAAUGAUUCAUUGUGUGCUUGUUUGUUUGUUUGAUUGAUCAUUUAAAUGGUUUGUGUGUCAGUUACUAAACCACUGUGAUUAAAAUCUCUAUUUUUCCAAC